Rhipicephalus sanguineus (brown dog tick) is the source of this 3140-nucleotide messenger RNA. Its product is annotated as dymeclin. Bases 172 to 2148 code for a protein of 658 amino acids. Gene Ontology annotation, cellular component: Golgi apparatus. NCBI's taxonomy places the organism in Eukaryota, Metazoa, Arthropoda, Arachnida, Ixodida, Ixodidae. Gene Ontology annotation, biological process: Golgi organization. The transcript is spliced from 16 exons. The record is from RefSeq and is a predicted model, not a curated record.
GGCGGAAGCGGAUAUGUUACGUAACCGAGCACGUAUCCACGCGUAGGUUUUUGCGGUCGCUUCGGGCCAUACCACCGGCGUUGAUUUUCCGUGUUUUUGGCAGUCUUGUGGCUGUCCAAAUGGGAGCGACGAAGCAGCUGCAUCGCCCUUGAGGGCUGAUCAAUCGCUGACAUGGGGACGGCAACAAGCUCUCUCCACGAUUUGAAAAAGAACGAACACCUUCAGCGCUUCGUUAGCAAAGAGCCAAUCACGCCAAAUGACCCCUUUUGGAACCAGCUGCUUUCAUUCACUAUUCGACCGCCAAGGACUGGGGAGGAGUACAGCUACCUCGACAAUUCCUUGGAGCCGCUGCUUGAAACACUUUUGCAGAACAAUGCAGUUUCGGGCAAUUUUAGUGCUCUGGUCAGUGUGUUCUUGACCCGAGCACUUGAGCUGAAGGCGUCGGCACAAUGUGACAACAACAUCUUCACGUGGCAGACGUACAAUGCCUUGUUUAUCAUACGGUUCAUCCUGAAGUACUUCAUAGUCACCGUUACUGAAGACAAUGUUGUAAAGCAAUUUCAGGCACCGACCGUAGGAGAUGCAAAAAAGGAAGAUCUCUUGGAUUCUUUGGUGAAUGCUCUAGUUGAAAUUGUUGUUGAUGUUCCCCUGUUGGAUUUCACUUAUGCUCUUCAUGUGGAGGCCAUCAACACCCUGCUUGUGCUGCUGUCCGUGCAGAUGUUCUCGUCUAACACAUCUAUGAACUCUCCCAUCUACAAGUCUGUGCUUCAAGGAAAGUGCUCAAUUCAUGCCCUGCUGUUCACAAAAAGCCUCCUGCAAAACUUUGUGCGACAGGACAAAUGCCCAGAGAGCUACUACCGCUCUGAAGGAGGUGGAAGUAUCAUCAUUGGAUUAGCUUCGGGCCUCUGGAAUGUGCUCACACUGGGCUAUGGGAGCAAGGAAGAGGACAAGGAGGCAGCGCGGCUCAGAGAAACUGUGCUUGCCCAACAGAGCCUGCUGCUACUCCUGGUCCUGGUCAACCACUGCACGAGUGACAAGGCCGUUACCAUACCGUACAAGAAGGCCCUCUUCUCCUUUGUCAACUCUCAAGAUGCUGGUGGGAGUGUUGAAGCAAUUCCUUCGUUCAAACUAGACUAUGGAAAGCUCUAUGACACAUUAUGUACUACCAUGAACAACGACCAAACGACACUGCUUCUUUAUCUCCUGCUUCAUCGAAAUGGAAACUUCAAGACCUACGUCCUUUCCCGGUCGAACAUUGAAAUGCUAAUGAUCCCUAUUCUAAAGAUUCUCUACGAAGCACCUGAGAGGACAUCUCACCACAUCUACAUGUCCCUUAUCGUGCUCUUGAUACUUAGCGAGGACGAUCUUUUCAAUGAAGCUGUGCACGACAUUACACUGAAGAACAUCUCGUGGUACACGGAGCGGUCAUUGUCCGAGAUUUCACUUGGAGGACUGCUGAUUCUGGUUGUCAUACGAACCAUACACUUCAACAUGACUCGUAUGAGGGACAAAUACUUGCACACAAAUUGCCUCGCUGCCUUGGCAAAUAUGUCCAGUCACUUCAAGAAUUUGCAUCCAUAUGUUUGCCAGAGGUUUGUCAGCCUGUUUGAAACAUUGUCUAAAAGGCUAUCCAAAGUGAUGGACCAAAUCCAGAACAAUCCAGACCUGAAGCCAAGUGAUGAUGACUUUUCGACAGACCUUCUUCAGGAUUUGUCCAUCCUGGAAGAGGUACUCCGCAUGAUCCUGGAGAUCAUCAACUCUUGCCUGUCCAAUCAGCUGCAGAGCAACCCGAAUCUGCUCUACUCCCUGCUCUACAAACGGCACAUCUUUGAUCCGUUCCGUCUGCACCCCACGUUCCAGGACGUGGUCCAGAACUUGGACACGGUUCUCUCGUAUUUUUCAUCACGCCUCGAGUCACCCGACAAGCACGUUUCCGUGCAUGAAGUGAUGGAGUCUAUUAAAGAAGCAGCUCUACAUUGGCCCACGGAUAGACUUAAGAAGUUCCCCGAUCUCAAGUUCCGCUACGUGGAAGAGUCUCAGCCCGAAGAGUUCUUCAUCCCUUACGUGUGGACCAUCGUGUACAAGUGUUCUGGAAUUCCAUGGAGCACCAAGAACCUGAUCCUUUUCAACCCAAACAAGGACCUAUAGUAGCAGGGGCAGCUGACCGUGGAGAGUCUAUUUAUUUUUUAGAACUGGGAAGUUGUGUGUGGCUCUUUGUUGAAGACUCUAUAGGUGUACAUAUCAAGUAGUAGGGAUACUCUUCUGCCAGUUAACCCUCGUCGUUUUCACGCUAGACAAACCCUUACAAGGCAGGCCCACUGCACCAUUGUGCGGAAGACCUAUUUCUUUCAUUUGUUUAACUGAGCAAUGGUGAAAGUGGAAGGAGUCGAGGAGUGAUGCUUUUACGCUGCAGGAAUUUGAAAAAAAUAUUAAUUUGAUACUUUUUCUAACGAAAUGGGCUACAGAAUGUUGUGUGGCCUCCCUAACUGUUUGUUGUUGAAACUGCGCUGUUUAACCGCCGUAUUUGCACGAACAUAUUGCGAGCUCGAGUGUAACAGAAAGGGGAACUCCUGAGGGACAUUAAAUUUGACUGUAAAGCUAGUGAAGCGGAGGAAAGUUUUAUUGUAUCGUGACAGCACAGACCACUUUGGUUAUGUGCUUAAGCACAGGCUUAUAGAUGUAACGGCAGAGUCAUCUUGCUUAUAAAACAACUUUUCAGCAAGACUAUAAUGCAUUGCCUCUAUUCAUCGUUGCACUGCAAUGCCUGUUGCUCGGUUCGAAAGAAACAUAGCAGAUGGUUUUCCUGCAGAGUCCCUCUGCCCCAUGGUUCAGCCUGCUACUAGUUCAAAAAGUGUUUUGUAUGGAACAUGACCACUCUUCAUCUAUAAGGAGUUCCAUUACUCUAUCAAAAAAAAAAAAUCUCGCUGUGUUCGUGCAACUACAGUACUUUAAGAAUGUAAGGCUUCGCUUUCGUUUUUACAUGGAGUAAUUCUUCUAUUUUUACUAACAGGUUGAGUAUAUGGUAAUUAUAGUUUUUCAUGCAUUAUGCGUGCUGGCGUGCAGAUCUGUAAUUGAACAUGCAGAGCGUAUUCAAUGAGUGUUGUUUAUACCUUAGAAUUUUUCGAUGUCAUUGUUUUUUG